This is a messenger RNA of Hyalella azteca, 636 nucleotides long. RefSeq lists its product as uncharacterized. The record is from RefSeq and is a predicted model, not a curated record. Lineage: Eukaryota; Metazoa; Arthropoda; Malacostraca; Amphipoda; Hyalellidae. The transcript has 6 exons. Bases 98 to 517 code for a protein of 139 amino acids.
UCGGCCAGUGCGGUCAGUGUCUCUGGCCCCUCUUCAUAUUCUCCUAAGACCUAAAGGUUAUCGAACGUUUUUUCAAACAUAAGAGCUCACCCCUCAGAUGGGCGGGGCGACGAGUGGUCUGGUGGUGGUGAGCGCGGUGAUGGUGAUGGUAAUGACGUACAGUUCUGAUGCCUUCAAAGACGACGAGACAAUCUACAAGUGGUCGCCGCUGUGGUUCAACCGAUACUACAGCAGAGGCCACAACCUCUACAAGCGAGUUCGAGACGAAGAUCAAGAUCCCAGCUGGAGCCCCGACAGCUUCCUCGGCUACCCGGACUACGUCUACAACAAACGAACAAGCGUGGACGGCAGUGCGGGGAGGUGCAUGAAGGAGAACGCUCCGUGCAGCUACGUGGCGCGCUACAGCGGCGAGCUCGUGAGGCUGCGCUGUUGCGGGGCCCUGCAGUGCGUGGAUGAUGGCCUCAUGCACACCUGCACCAACGUACAGUCCCUGCUGGACGCUGACUACGAAGAAUGAGGCGAUGGAGAGGCUGAUGACCGUGACGGCAGCGCCGCCAUGGAUGGCUGCCACGACUCGUGUAGCUUAGAUGAUACAGUGUAUGCAUUCCUGAGAGCUUUAAUAAAUAACAAAAUUUA